This is a messenger RNA of Colletotrichum costaricense, 462 nucleotides long. RefSeq lists its product as uncharacterized. NCBI's taxonomy places the organism in Eukaryota, Fungi, Ascomycota, Sordariomycetes, Glomerellales, Glomerellaceae. The record is from RefSeq and is a predicted model, not a curated record. Bases 1 to 462 code for a protein of 153 amino acids. The transcript is spliced from 2 exons.
AUGAGAGUAAGUGAGCCUAUCGCGCGAGAGACAGCGGCCGUCGAUGCCCAACCUGUUGGAGCUGCCCUCUCCGCGAGUCCGCUCUCGUCCAGUCUGAACCAGUGGAUGCGGGAGGCAAGGAGCGAGAACCGCCAGGGCCGUCAUGUUGUUCGCAAGGGUCCUUUGGGGUGUACCGUGUGCUCACCACUGAAAGGACUCAUCUCACCUCUUGACUUUGUAUCUUUCCUUCCGUUUUUGGUCAUCACCAUGGCUUCGCCCAUCAAGCAAGAUGUGGAAGGAGUCCACUCACCUCCCCACGUUGACCGUUUACCCUCAACGACAUCUCGGGCACAACGGUAUCCUCCCCUCUCCCUUGUCCAACGGUCGAUUUAUUCCGUAUCCUUCCGUUCAGGCUUCAGCCCUCCGUCCACUGCCGUCCUACGCCACCUUCUCUGCUUCUCUCGGUGCUUCCUUAGCCACUGA